UAGUCGUUGCUAAGAUGUCAGGAAAAGAAGAUAUAAAACCUGGAACCUCUAUUAGUGAAAUUAUACGUGGAUUUGAGAAACAAUUAGGUUUUAAAAAUGAAAUAAAAUGGUCAACCGCAAUUCUUAUAAUUUUGUAUCAUGUAUUAGCAGUAUAUUGGUGCUAUCAUUAUGCUCUCCCUGUGAAAUGGCAGACGGUGCUUUACGCUACAGUUAUGUACAUAUUAAGUGGAUACGGCAUUACGGGCGGAGCGCAUCGCCUGUGGACGCACAAAUCGUACAAGGCUACGUUGCCGCUUAAACUCUUCUAUCUGGUCUGCUUCGCCGCUGCUGGACAGAACACCUUGUACCAAUGGGUGCGCGACCACCGCGUUCACCACAAAUACAGCGACACGGAGGCCGACCCGCACAACGCCAACCGGGGCUUGUUCUUCUCGCACAUCGGCUGGCUCAUGAUGAAGAAGAACUCGCAAGUAAAACAGCGAGGCAAGGAGAUGGACAUGAGCGAUUUAGAAGCCGACCCAAUACUUAGAUUUUAUAACAAAUACUUCCAUUACUUUAAGCUGAUGUUCUGCUACAUCUUGCCGACGACAUUAGGCGUGUGGCUGUGGGGGGAGGAGUGGAAGUGCGCGGUGGCGUGGCAAUGUUUUAUAAGAUUCCUCAGCAUGUUCCACAGCGAGCUGACUGUAAAUAGUCUAGCUCAUGCCUAUGGAUACAAACCAUAUAAUAAAAAUAUAGUACCGAGGGAAAACCGUUUCGUAGCGACGUGUACAUUCGGUGAGGGGUGGCAUAACUAUCACCACGCUUUCCCAUUCGACUACAAAGCCGCGGAGCACUUUGAUGCAUUCAACUUAUGCACCACUUUUAUAAAUGGCUUCAAAUGGCUCGGCUGGGCUUACGACCUGCGCGAAGCAACGCCGCAGAUGAUAAAUGGCCUUGCGAAAAGACUCGGCGAUGGCACACCUCUGCAUUACCCACUCGAUGAACAAACAGACAACUGAAUAUGACAAUUGUUAUAUAGUUGUAAUAUAAUUUUUUUGGUUUAAUAAAAAUAACAAAAUGU
This is a messenger RNA of Papilio xuthus (Asian swallowtail), 1060 nucleotides long. RefSeq names its product acyl-CoA Delta(11) desaturase. Lineage: Eukaryota; Metazoa; Arthropoda; Insecta; Lepidoptera; Papilionidae. The record is from RefSeq and is a predicted model, not a curated record. Bases 15 to 998 code for a protein of 327 amino acids. Gene Ontology annotation, molecular function: iron ion binding; stearoyl-CoA 9-desaturase activity. Gene Ontology annotation, biological process: unsaturated fatty acid biosynthetic process. Gene Ontology annotation, cellular component: endoplasmic reticulum membrane. The transcript has 5 exons.